AUCGCUCCUAUUGGUCGGUUCUCUGCGUAUGACGUCAUUUUAUCCCGCCUCUUCACUUCCGGGUUUUCUCGGCGUGCUCACCCGGCUGUCAGUACCCCAAAAAAGUGCAACGUUAGUCGUGUACUUCGUGAGUCUAAAGUUCCGGAGUGCACCCUGGAAGUAUUACAGCACCUUGUUGUUUUCAGUCAAACUGUACGUGCUAACGUUAGCAGCUAACGGUUAGCUCGCUAACAACUUGUGAGCACCGGAAGUUGUGUCUCGGCCCGGAUGUCCGGAGGCCGGUCAGGCGAUGGGUUCGGUCCGCUGGGCUUUCCGCUGCGGGUCCUGGACGCCGACCCGGUCCGACUGGCUGUUCGCGGCUCGCUGCGUUCAGCGCGAGGAGGAGGAGCGGAUCCGACAGUUCGUGUUCGCGAAGGACGCGAAGUCCGCCAUGGCCGGCAGGUUGCUGCUGAGGAAGCUGGUGUGUGAGCGGAUGGGCGUCCCCUGGUCUGAGAUCAGAUUGGAGCGAUCCCCCAGAGGGAAGCCGUACCUGGCCGCACCGCUCGAGCUCCGGCCAGAUUCAGGCCCUGAAGCCCCGGCCUGGAGUUUCAACGUGUCCCACCAGGGGGAGUACGCGGUGCUGGCUGCACAGCAGGGGGUGCAGGUGGGCGUGGACGUCAUGAAGACCACCAUGCCAGGCAGCAGCUCCGUGCCAGAGUUUUUCCGCAUCAUGACUCGUCAGUUCACGGCGUAUGAGUGGAGCGUCAUCCAAUCAGGAGGCUCGGAGCAGCAGCAGCUCGCCGCGUUCUACCGCCACUGGGCCCUGAAGGAGAGCUUCAUCAAGGCCCUGGGGACGGGUUUGACCUUUGACCUCCAGCGGCUGGAGUUCCACGUGUCCUCGGAGCCGCUCGCUCGGGAGCGCGCGCAGCGCCGGACCAUGAUGCACCUGGACGGGGAGGAGGACGCCGACUGGGCGUUCGAGGAGAGUCUUCUGGACCCUGCCCACCAGGUCUCCGUGGCUCUGGGCCCAGCCUCCUCCUCACCUCCUCCUCUUCCUCCUCCUCUUCCUCCUCCUCCUCCCGCCUGCUUCACGCUGCUGUCGUUCGGUGACCUCAUCGCGUCGGCCUCUCCGCUGACGGAGGAGGACCCGGCCUGCUGGGACGGCUUCAGGGGGAAGGCCGACGCCCCCCUGAGACACAGGGACACACACACACAUAACACACACACACAGGCACAUGACACACACACACAUGACACAUAACACACACAGGCACAUGACACACACAUCCACAUAACACACACAUGACACACACGCACAUCCACAAGACACACACAUACACAUAACACACACAUCCACAUAACAUAAACACACAUGACACACACGCACAUCCACAAUACACACACA
Molecule: messenger RNA, 1384 nt
Organism: Pseudoliparis swirei
Lineage: Eukaryota; Metazoa; Chordata; Actinopteri; Perciformes; Liparidae
Gene: aasdhppt
Product: aminoadipate-semialdehyde dehydrogenase-phosphopantetheinyl transferase
Exons: 7
Coding region: 290-1240 (316 amino acids)
Cellular component (GO): cytosol
Molecular function (GO): magnesium ion binding; holo-[acyl-carrier-protein] synthase activity
Source: RefSeq, a predicted model, not a curated record